AUGGCCGAUCAAGAGGAAGUCACCAAAAGUAGAGAUUGCAGUAACGCCAUGAUGCCGAAUUCUUCCUUCGACUUCGGAAACAACCAAAAUUACGGAUCCGAAAAUCCUAGAGAUUGCGAUCCAACACCCAGAAACAACAUGAUUCUCACAGAAAAAGAAGUUACAGAGUCUCUUCAGAUAUCCGAGCGAAUCAUGGAAGAGUCUAAAGGCGACGAAUGCGAUCCAUACUUCAUAAGCCUAGCGGAUGUGAUGGUCAAACUGGCUGCAGCCACACUAGAAGUCAAGAAGAGGAUUGAGAGGAAAUACCCAGAUGAUCAUUUUCCAUUGACAGAGCCAUUCGCUUCCCCCUCGGAAGAAAGACAUGCAGAAUCAAUGGAGUUCCUUGAUCAUGAAUUCAAGAUGUUUGCAGAAUGCUUUGUCUUUCUGGUUCGAGCUUAUAUGUCUCUCACUUCGGAGAAAAUCAAUAUCCUGAGCCAGGUACCAAACGAUUGGGCAAAAGGAGAUAUUGUAGCUGAAGAUGUGCAGGUACCGAGCUCGACACAGGGUGAUGGCGUGGGAGGGAAAGAGGAAUAA
Messenger RNA from Penicillium atrosanguineum, 573 nucleotides. Its product is annotated as Dicarboxylic amino acid permease. Bases 1 to 573 code for a protein of 190 amino acids. The record is from RefSeq and is a predicted model, not a curated record. The transcript has a single exon. NCBI's taxonomy places the organism in Eukaryota, Fungi, Ascomycota, Eurotiomycetes, Eurotiales, Aspergillaceae.